Molecule: messenger RNA, 1485 nt
Organism: Triplophysa rosa
Lineage: Eukaryota; Metazoa; Chordata; Actinopteri; Cypriniformes; Nemacheilidae
Gene: fgl1b
Product: fibrinogen like 1B
Exons: 8
Coding region: 78-1085 (335 amino acids)
Biological process (GO): blood coagulation
Source: RefSeq, a predicted model, not a curated record
UCAGAAAAGAAAGUCUGGAGGACAUUUCAUUGAAAAAAAACAAACCAGGAGAGUGAAGAACACAACUAGCUGUAACCAUGUCACAGUUCCUGUUUAUUUUGAUGUUUCACGCUCUGCUGAUGCUCCAGAUGUUGUUUAUUAAGGCAGAGGAAGAAUGCGCAUUAUCUGAAGUGUCAAAGCUCAAGGAAGAGAUACGCAAGCUUAAUAACAAACUGUUGGUCGGCGAGUGGAAAGUUAUGCAUCUGCGCAAUCACCGUCGCUUCAAGUUACUACCACAGGAGCACAAUAACACAUAUGAAAACAACACUGGACCUUUACCGACUUUACCGAGUACUGUGGGAACCUUAUUAGUUCAUGACAGAGAUUGUUCUGAGUUGUAUGAUAGACUCAAACCAGGAUCCGGAUUCUACAGGAUCAAACCCAAAGCGUCAGUAGAACCGUUCCUGGUGUACUGUGACAUGGAUGAUGGAGCGGGCUGGACCGUGAUUCAAAAGCGAAUCAAUGGUAAAGUUCAUUUUGACAGAAAUUGGGAGGAUUAUAAGAAUGGAUUUGGUAACUUCCAAUCAAGUAGAGAUGAAUUCUGGCUUGGGAAUGAUCAUAUUCAUGUCUUGCUUCAUGACGGUGAGAAUGUGAUGAAAAUCGAUUUGAUGGACUGGAAAGGACAGAAGUCCUACGCAAUGUAUGACGGCUUUAGAGUGUCUAAUGAAACGGAUAAGUUCCGUCUGCACUAUGGGAUGUACAGUGGUCAGGCAGGGGAUGCCCUGUCUGGAGGGGCCAAUAUGGUGGAGCAGUGGUCAGCCUCUCAUUAUGGCAUGCAAUUUAGCACCAUCGACCAGGAUCAUGAUCGCUACAUGCAGGGCAGCUGUGCUGUAGAGAACAGGGGAGGCUGGUGGUACAACAGGUGUCACGCUGCCAAUCUUAAUGGAAGGUUUUACAGAGAUGGCGAGUACAAAGCCAAGUAUGAUAACGGUGUGGUCUGGAGCACCUGGAAAGGGUUGUGGUACUCUCUCAGACACACUACCAUGAAGAUCCGACCCAGCGGCCACAUGGAUAAUGUAGGUAGCGGAGCAGGACCAGCAGAGUAAAAUGAUACUUAUACACGUUUAUACUUUACAGUAAAACUGUAUGCAUUAAAUGCUGUGGUUUAUUAUAAAACAAAAAUGGAGCAAAGUGUAUGGCAAAGCAAAGAAUCCGAAUAAGCAACAGAUCUUGGCAGAAUCAGUGGAUUUAUGUUUUCCAUUUAAAAAAUACAUCAUAAGUUGUUUAAAAUGAUUUGGAUGCAUGCAGUGUCUUUAUAUAAUACUACUUCAUAAACAACUUAUUAAAGAAGCAUCAACAUUUUGAGGUGUCACGUGCGCAAUAAACAAUUUUUUUUGUUAUCAUGCAUGUUUUUUGUCUUAUUGAUUUUCUUUUCCAGUCUAAUCCAAACUUUAAUAUUGUCCAUAAUAUGAAUUAUUAUUCUUUCAUGUGUCAUAAAAAAGUAUA